Camelus dromedarius (Arabian camel) is the source of this 948-nucleotide messenger RNA. RefSeq names its product olfactory receptor 5G9. Gene Ontology annotation, biological process: sensory perception of smell; G protein-coupled receptor signaling pathway. The transcript has a single exon. The record is from RefSeq and is a predicted model, not a curated record. Lineage: Eukaryota; Metazoa; Chordata; Mammalia; Artiodactyla; Camelidae. Gene Ontology annotation, cellular component: membrane. Gene Ontology annotation, molecular function: G protein-coupled receptor activity; odorant binding; olfactory receptor activity. The coding region runs from base 1 to 948 and encodes 315 amino acids.
AUGGCCUUGGGACAGAAUCACACCACAGUGACGAAGUUCAUCCUGCUGGGCCUCACAGACCAGGCAGACCAAAAACAACUCCUCUUUGCCGUCUUCCUGCUGAUCUAUGCGGUGACUAUGGUGGGGAACCUGGGCCUGAUAGAUGUGAUCCGCGCCAGCUCCACCCUCCACACCCCCAUGUACUUCCUCCUGAGCGCGCUCUCCUUCCUUGACAUCUGCAAUUCCUCUGUGUUCACCCCCAGGCUGCUGGUCAGCUUCCUCUCCGCCGACCAGUCCAUCUCCUUCGUGGGCUGUGUGGUCCAGAUGGCCCUCAUGGCCCUCCACGGCACAGGGGAGUGUCUGCUCCUGGCCAUCAUGGCCUAUGACCGAUUCGUGGCCGUCUGCCACCCUCUUCUCUACCACACCAUCAUGUCCAAGCGCUUGUGUGUCCGGCUGGUGGUGGUUACCUAUGCUGUGGGGGUGUUCAUUUCAACACUGCAGACGGGGAACGCCUUCAUCUUGCCCUACUGUGGCCCCAACAUCAUUGAUCACUACUUCUGUGACAUCCCCCCCGUGCUCCAGCUGGCCUGCUCAGACACCACUGUGGCCAAUGUCAUCCUGCUCUUCUUUUCUGCCCUGAUCACUGUCCCCACAAUCUCAGUCAUCUUGGUCUCUUAUGCCUACAUCCUGGUCACAAUCUGCAGGAUGAGGUCCCUGGAGGCCCAGCGUAAGGCCUUCUCCACCUGUGCCUCCCACCUGACAGCCCUCUCCCUUUUCUAUGGGUCCGUGUUCCUUGUAUAUGUCCAACCCAACCCUGAAACUGCUUCAGCCUAUAACAAGAUCCUCUCUGUGUUCUACACCAUCGUGAUUCCCAUGCUGAACCCGCUGGUCUACAGCCUGAGGAAUAAAGAUGUUAAAGCCGCUGUGCAAGUUAGGGCUCUCAACCUAAGCAGGAAAGGGAUUUGUUAG